AGUAUUUCCAAGCAUGUCGAACAGCGAGAAUCUACUGCAAGAAAUCUCCGAUCAGUUACUCACCUGCAAACUAUGUCUGGAGCGAAUGAAAAAACCAAAAACUUUGUCAUGUUUGCACUCUUUUUGUUCAAAAUGUUUGCGAAGAACUUCAAAGUCAACGCUGUUAGCAAGUGCUUGGAAUGUUCAAAGUUGCUCUGUUCUAAUUGUGUGUUCAUUCAUCAAAAGACAAGAGUUACCUCUACUCAUACAGUUCAUAAAUUGGGAGAGAAUGUACUUUGCAAGGUACACGCAGAAGAGAACGUUAGGUUCUACUGCGAUGAUUGCCGUGUGUGUAUAUGCAUACUUUGCGCAUUUCAACAGCAUCAAAGUCACGAAGUAUCAAAUUUAAGUUGUACUAUCGCAAAAAAUGUUCCAUUCUUUCAUUAUCUCCUCUCCGAGUGCCGUUCCAAGGUGAGCGAACUCCAGGAGAAUAUGAUAGUAUUGAACUCUACCGAAGUUAAACUGAGAAAUGCCGAAGACUCUAUACAAGAUAAAGCUUUCGAGCUUAUAGCGCUAAUAAGACAACAGCAAAAACUUCUUACGGCGAGAUUACAUUCCAUAAACUCUCCGUAUCAAGUUAAUCAAGCAAAGAAGACAACCCAACAAACAAUCGAUUCACUACUUCAAAAUACGAAAAGUAUAGACAAAUUGCUAAAAACUUGCGGAGUUGAGUUACUUUUAUUGAAGGACGAACUGCAAAAGAGCACUGAAUUGCUACUGCAAUACAAAUGUUUAGAGCCAGAAGAGACUGAUGUUUGUUUUUAUCCCGGCAAAGCUGUUCUUGGAUUUCUUGGAAACAAUCCUUUUGAGAAUGAAUCAAUACAAACUGAAGAAGUUGAGAAAGUCUGUCAAGGGACCCAAGAUGAUUUAACAAGUGACGAUAAACCCGAUAAGUUAAUACAAACUACUGAUAAAUCAACAGGUGUUAAUAUGCAAAAACUUUCAAAAUCAAUUCCAUGUCAAACUGACAUAUCAUUUAAUGCUGUUAUAAUGAAAAUUAAAGAGAAAUUUACAGUUGCAACAAAUACCGUUUAUCAGUUUCGAAAGAGAUUAAUUGACUAUCCGGAAGACGAAUUUAAAGAAGAACAGAUAAAAGAUUUUUCUUCGGAUAUUUCGCAAUUAGAUAUCUCUUAUCAUCCUAAUCCAACCGAUUUAUGCCGUUUAAAUCAAAUUGAUAGACCAAGAAUAUUAAAAGAUUUCUCCGAUAAUUUUGAUUAUUCAACUCAUUCUAAUAAAAACCAUACCUAUCUCAGCAAAAGUAAUUUCGAAGAAAAACCAACCGAUAUAGGCCAACAACGCCAGACUGCACGGGACGAUAAACAACAAGGUAUGAGCGACCGAAAGGACGAUGAAUUGUCUAUGCUCAAGAAUAGAAGGAACAUCUCCCAAGUUAUUUGCGAAGGUCAAAAAAGGCCUCCAAUACUCGAGAGUAAACUAUUUUGCUCUACCAAACGACAAGCUAAAUCUCAAAAUCCAACUCUACUUAAAAGGCCUAACAGCUUAGGAACAAUAAGGGAAUUAAGGGAAAAUUCAUCCCCGUCUGACGAAGAAGGGCGAAAUAGAAAAUUGAAAUCGGCCAAAAUAUUGUAUAAAGCGGAGCCAGAGUCGAAAUGUCGAAAUCUUAUUAUGGAAACGCCCUUUGGAAGGGGGAUAAGAUCCUCUUCGCUCUGUUCCAUUCCAAGUGAAACGUCUAGAAGAAAUUCGUUUAAUACUUUUCAAGAUUUUAUUGUUGAAGAAACUCCUAUAAAGCCUACUUUAAUCGAUUCAUCCACCAAUACACCAAGCAUUGCAUUCGAUUCAAGGGGAACCAAUACGGAAGAAGUCAAAGACGUCCGAGUAGCUCAAUGUAUAACUAAAUUAACCAAAGUUCGCCAAAGAUUGGAGCAGUCCUGGCCAAGUUCCGAAGCACCUUUUUCCGAUUCUGGAAUUAACCCAAAAAGAAAAAGCUCAAGUGACUCUUCCCCAUUUCCAUCACCAAUAGUUCGAAGAAGAUCGAAAAGUGAUCCAAAGAAGCCCGUAAAAGAAACUACAAAAGAAACCACUUCAAAAGCGAGAAAGAAGAGAGUUGAUCUAACUCAAAUGUUGGCUAAUGAAGGUGAUAGUAGUUCGUGUGGAAGGGAUAGAAGAAGAACGAAUAAAGCUAAAGGAAAAUUUGGCCAAACUUUUCGUUUUUAA
Dimorphilus gyrociliatus is the source of this 2214-nucleotide messenger RNA. NCBI's taxonomy places the organism in Eukaryota, Metazoa, Annelida, Polychaeta, Dinophilidae. The record is from the annotation of a GenBank genome assembly.